CAAAGACUUUGGAAAAGGAUAUUAAACUUUGGAUCGAUAAAGCACAUACGUUAUGAAUGAAACUGGGGAACCAGACCCAAAUCCUAUGUUUGAAGGGUUGGGAGACCGAGUGCUUCAAGUGGUAGGAUUGUCCAUACUCACAGUGGGAUGUUUAUUUGGUAAUAUGUUCAUGUGUGUCGUCAUUAAAUGCAACAAAACGCUACACAGCAUCCCAAACAUGUUGGUCUUCAGCCUAGGGAUUACAGAUCUAGGUGUUGGCCUCCUCAACAGUCCACUCAACUUGGUGUUAGCUAUAGCAGGGAGAAACAUUUUCGGUGCUAACCUUUGCAAUUGGUAUGGUGUGAUUAUAAUGGUCCUCACCCAAUGUACGAUGCUACAUAUGUGCUUGAUGGCCAUUAAUAGAUACAUUAUGGUGUGCCAUCCCAUGAAAUACCGGAGUGUUUUUACGAGAAAAAGUGUUGCCAUUUUUAUUGGGAUCAUCUGGAGUAUUUCUUUCCUCAUGGCAUUUUUACCGGUUAUGGGCUGGGGGUCGUAUAAGAUGUACCAAACGUUUGGCUGCUGUCUGCCUAACUUUCUAGAGGGCCUCGAUUUCAUGAUUACGGACCUCGUUCUGAUUACUCUCGUUCCAACCAAUGUUAUGAUUUUCUGUUACUUCAUGGUGUUUAAGACGGUCCGAAAUUCAAAAAGGAAAAUCGCGGCUGCAUUGAAAAAUAAUAAACACGCAGCUUCUUCAAACUUGCGCAAAAAUGAUAAAAAGAAGCGAAAGGAAAUGAAUAUCACAAAAGUGGUACUUAUGAUAAUGGUGUCAUAUUUUGUGUGCUACACACCAUUUUUGAUCCUUUUCCCCAUAAAUGACAUAUUUGGGAUUUAUAUCCCAUAUUGGGCAGGGAAACUUUCAGCCAUUUUUGUUGUUGGGAGCAGUGCCUGCAAUCCAAUCAUUCUCUAUCUCCUGAGUUCGGAAUUUAGAAAGGCGUAUAUAGCUAUGUUACCAAUGAUGUGUCAGGGAAGAUUAAGCGCGUCAACUGAACAUGGCGAUGAUGAUUCAGUUACUGAAAAAACUCAAGUUAAGAGAAUCUAAAAGUGUCAUUAGAAUGGGUUUUCUUCUUAAUCGAUACGUGGCCAAUGACAUUGUAAAAUUGAGGGUCGAUGGUCUCCCCAUCAAUAGAACGAGCGGGUGCAGCGGCCUGUUGAAAAUGGAAAGAUCACUGCGACCCCACCACGAGUCUAAAUCGAUUGUCUUGUAUACAUACCUCUUGUUGUUAUAAAGAUUGGAGACCAGGAGAUGAAACAUCAAUGACUGACAGGAUGAAGGUGGAGAGACGAGACAUUAAGUUUGAUCGAUGAGACAAAAUGAAUCAGCCAUAGACUAAAUAUUUAAAGGGUCCUUGUCUUGUAUUAAAAUACCUUUAACAAAGAUAGCUUGACACGUAUUUGAAAAUGUAAAAGGAUGACUUCAAAGGUGCGUAUCACAGACAUCAUUACCCAGUCUUGAGGGG
Messenger RNA from Owenia fusiformis, 1496 nucleotides. The record is from the annotation of a GenBank genome assembly. NCBI's taxonomy places the organism in Eukaryota, Metazoa, Annelida, Polychaeta, Sabellida, Oweniidae.